AUGCUUGCGGAUUCUUUCAUCAAGGCUCAUGCCGAGGCAAGAAAAGUACAUGCCCGAAAGACCGACAUAUUCCGUUUUACGCAAGGAGAGUCUGAGCUGCUACGAGAGAUCGUUACCCGAUUCCAGAAGGAGAGAAUGUUGCUCUCGGCUAUCCCGGAUGAAUGGGCGGCUGAGGCGUUCACCAAGGGAUUGAAUCCGAGAAGUUCAGACGCUUCCCAGAAAUUGAAGGAAAGUGAUCAUCUUCAAUAUCUGCAAAAAACUUUCGACAUCCUAAGGAAGUAUAAUAUGAAACUUAAUCCCGAGAAAUGCGCGUUCGGGGUCAGCUCUGGUAAGUUUCUGGGAUUUCUGGUAUCCCGAAGGGGGAUUGAGGUAAACCCCGAUAAGAUCAAGGCCAUAGAAGAUAUCCCGGACCAAUUAUCAAACGUGAAGGAAGUCCAAAGGCUUACGGGGAUAUUGACAGCUUCGAGCAGAUUCAUUUCCCGAUCGUGA
Molecule: messenger RNA, 489 nt
Organism: Nicotiana tabacum (common tobacco)
Lineage: Eukaryota; Viridiplantae; Streptophyta; Magnoliopsida; Solanales; Solanaceae
Source: RefSeq, a predicted model, not a curated record